UAUUUUAUGAUAAACAAGACUGUCUUGUUUCACUCUCAUUUUUGUGUAGUCUUUUUGUUGUUUUUCAUGAACUUUCAACCAUGUGCAAGUUUCAUAAUUCGUGACAGUGGUUGAAGACAACUAACCAUGGCAGAUGAUAGCACUGAAACUGAAGAUAGUGAAUCUAUUGAAACUUCAAGUUCACACUCCAAUCAGGAAAAGUCCAGUACAAGUAGACUCAGUCAGGAAUUUGAGCAUUCUUCACUGCCAGAGAUUUGGAUUGACCACAACUCAGAAGGUCUGCGUUCUAUUAAAUCUACGGAAAUAAUCUGCAAUGAUGACGAAUGUUUUAUUUUCAAAUACAUUCCUGAUCCCGGGAUUCAUCAAGCAUAUGUGGUAGGAGCAGAUUAUGAAUUCAAGGAAGAAUCUGGUGAAGAACUUUACCUGCGUUUGGUUAAAGAAGCAGGAAUAGCUCCAAUUAAAAGGAUUAUUAGUUCCUUGAAAGAUAGUUACUUAGGGCUUGAGCAUUACGGCCUGGAUCCAAGGCAGAUGAAACCGUUGACAGAAGCUCUAAUACGCAACACAACCAUAAGGGAACUGAACUUGCGAUGUAACGAACUGACGGUUGAUGGACUGUACCACCUGGGCCUACUAAUUUGUGACAUUGCUGGGUCCCUGACGAAACUCAACCUACAACACUGCAAAAUCGGUCCCGAGGGAAUUGUGAUGCUCGUGAGUGGACUCGAGAUCUGUUCUCUUGAGGAACUGGACCUGAGUCAUAACGAAAUCGGCGAUAGCGGGAUGGAGGAGUUGGCCAACAAGUUAUGCUACAAUGUCUCUAUUCGAAAACUCAACCUGAGCCACAAUGGGUUGACCCAACUAAGCGGGAUGUGGCUAGCAGACACCAUGGACGAGAACUUGGCUCUCCAGCAUUUGGAUCUAUCUUGGAAUCGGAUUUCAGAGGAGCCAGGAUUAAAGAUGUUUCUGACAUCAGCUACAGACUCCAAUGAAACAAUUCUCUCCCUUAACCUGUCCUGGAACUCUCUUGGAGGAGACAAAAUUGCAAACAUUAUCAAGAACUUCAUUGGGCAACAGAGGAGUAUACAAGAAUUGGAUCUGUCACAUAAUCGGUUAGGAUCUAUUUUAGAAAACACCCGAAUAGCUAAGGGAAUAAGCACUUCCGAGACAUUGAAGACACUGGACUUGAGCUACAAUGGACAUAAUGCAGACUCAGCGUUAGCUCUUCUCUCCAACAUACAAGGUUCAAAGUUACAGACACUCUUGUUGUCCAAUGUUUGGGUUAAUGCAGAAUUUGAAAAGCUGCAGAAAUCAAGCAGAUUCAGGGUUGUUGUGGAAGGAGUUUCAGGAGGAUCUCAGAUUAAAGGGCCAGAUGUGAAAGCGAUGUUGUUGAAGAGAGCUAACUUUCUUGGUUAUAAACCGAAGAAGAACAAGAAAGAUUUUGGCUGGUUUCUCUUGCGGCUAAAAAAUGCUGACACUCUUGUUCCUGUAAAGAAAGCCAAAUUUGAUCUGUUAAUACAAGAGGACAAAAUAAAAUUUGAUGAGGGAUUGAUUGAUGAGUUGGCCAAACAAUUCAAAAAUGAAGAAAAGAAAAUAGAUCUGAAUUCGAUGUUAGAAAAGUAUUUAGAGAUAUUUCCAGACACAGUAUUACCUGUUCCAAAAGAGAAAAGAAAGAGAAAAGCUUCUAAAGAUGAGAGGAAAACAAAAGAAAUUACAACAGAUAUAAAUGAGAAAAUUUCAAAAGUAAAGGAAGUGAAAGAAAGAGAAACUCUGAAAACAACACCAGAACUAACAGAAAAAAACAAAGAAACUCAAAAAGAUACAAAAGUAAGAGAAACUUUGAAAACAACACCAGAACCAACAGAAAAAAGAAAAGAAACUAAAAUAGAUGCAAAAGUACGAGAGACUUUAACUGUGAAACCAUCUGCCCAAAAAUUCCCUGUCUCAAUAUUAGUGACUACAACCAGUAAGGAUGAUAAAAAAUCUCAUAAAGAAGUAACUUUUAUGGAUGAAAAUGAUAAAGAAGAAAACAAAAUUAAUGUGGAGAUAGAAAGUGAUCAAACACAAGAAUAUUUACAACCAAAAGAAUUAAGUGGACCAGAAGAAACUAUUUCUGGCAUUUCAGACACAGAACAACCAGCUGAAGAAGAGAUUUCAGAAGAAGAAAUAGCUGAAGAUAUUGAAGAUGAGACACCACGUUGGAAGGUUAAACAAAAGCAACCAAGAAUUGCAUCACUUGCCCUGUAAUCAAUAUACAGGAUUUUUAGAUCUAUACAAACUUAUUAAAUUAAAUAUUAAGCUGUAAAAUUAAAAUAUGAUGUUAAAAGAUCA
Homalodisca vitripennis (glassy-winged sharpshooter) is the source of this 2328-nucleotide messenger RNA. RefSeq names its product leucine-rich repeat-containing protein 74A-like. NCBI's taxonomy places the organism in Eukaryota, Metazoa, Arthropoda, Insecta, Hemiptera, Cicadellidae. Gene Ontology annotation, molecular function: protein binding. The record is from RefSeq and is a predicted model, not a curated record. The coding region runs from base 127 to 2244 and encodes 705 amino acids. The transcript is spliced from 10 exons.